GAACAGCUUAACAACUUCAUUCCGCAUUACGGCUAUCUCAAUGUAAUAUAUCUUAAGAGGGAUUAAUAUGUCGCUAUACCCUCAGCCAUUCACUUCUCUUUUCGUUACCUAAUGUAUCAAUUUUGACGUUGCGGAUUAGUUCCAUUCUUAUUCUUCAGCUCCGCUGCCGUUUGGCAAUUUGGACAACAUUAUUUGGCCAUUUGGCCAUUUGGCCGUCCAAUUCCCUAGCGUCGUUCCUGUCCUGUGAUCGUCCACUGAAGCGGCGCGCGUCCACCAUGGCCCGGCCAUUUCACGUUGGGGUUACAGCGAGCCACAGGUUUCUUGACCCAUCGAUGCAUGGCCUCGACUUUCUACGCGACCUUAUUGGCCACUGGGUAUCAGGACUUGACAUCGCACGUUUAGGGUCCCUAGCUGCAUGCGUUGGUGCAGCUCCCGCAGCCUGGAGGUUUUUGAGGUCCGCUUGGCAUGAGACCUAUGGCUGGGUCAGGCAGUUCUUUAUCUCUUCCGUCACCGUGCCCGGCCACGACCCGCUGAAUAGGCAUGUGACGAACUGGGUCGUGACCAAUGUCAUCCAGUUUCGUAGCAUCCGGUCCUUCACAGCUCGCACUCAGGUUCAACCUGGCGCCGCCGCGGACCGUGCCGCCUUGCUAAAGAAGACCCGCCGUGAUAUACAGUAUCUGCCUCACUUCGACUCGACUUGGUUCUGGCACGAAGGGAACUUGUUCGUAAUUAGGCGACCUCUCGAUAGCUUCAAAGCGUCCGUGGCUAAUUCCGCCUAUGAUGGCGUCGGCGGAGAAGAGCUCACCAUCGGUUGUCUUGGCCGGUCAACGGAGCCUAUUAAGAGACUAAUUCAGACUUGCCAAGAGUAUGCGGACAAGCAAGCUCAAUACUUCGUCCUCAUAUACUCGCGCUAUCGGAUGUCCUGGCAGCCGAAGUCGCGCAAGCCGAUACGUCGUCUAGAAACGGUUCAUUUCGAUGACAAGAUCAAGCAGGAACUCCUCACCGAUAUCAGGAAAUAUCUUGACCCUAAUACCAAAAGAUUAUAUAAUCUCCGGAGCAUGCCAUAUCGAAGAGGGUACUUGUUUUAUGGGCCGCCGGGUACGGGGAAGUCCUCGCUGUCGACUGCUCUUGCAGGCGAAUUCGGUCUGGAUCUUUACGAAGUCAAGAUCCCGAGCGUAGCAACCGACCAGGACCUGGAGCAGAUGUUUCAGGAGGUGCCGCCGCAGUGUAUUGUGCUCCUAGAGGAUAUCGAUGCCAUCUGGACGAAACGCGAGUCAACAAACCAAGGGCAGCAUGGCGAGGCCAUAACGAACUGCACGCUUUCCGGGCUGUUAAAUGUCUUGGAUGGGGUUGGAUCACCUGAAGGCCGUAUUGUUAUUAUGACGACUAACAAGCUGUCUCGUCUUGAUAGUGCUCUGAUACGUCCCGGCCGCGUCGAUAUGAAGAUACUACUAGGCAACAUCAGCCGACAAUCAGCUGAACAAAUGUUCCUUCGAAUGUUCGCGCCAGACGUCGAUUCUUUACCACUGCCACCGCCGAAGAAGGACAUAAACAAAAUAGGGGAAAAGCAGGAGGUCCAAGUGGAUCACGAGAGACUGCGUAGGCUCGCUUCGGACUUCGCCACGCAAAUCCCUGAUGACACAUUUACCCCUUCGCAAUUGCAAGGCUUUUUCCAAUUACAUCUAGAUAACCCCGUCGAGGCCGCUUCGAGCAUCUCCGCGUGGGUGGAGAGGCAAUUAUCUGGAUUGUCAUCGGACGACGAGAUUGAGAUCGUCGGCAACGGACACGCUCGGUGAACCAUUAAUGAAGGUGUACGAUAGAUGGCAUCGAGAUUACUGUAUCAUAAGGAUGUACUAUAGAGUUUCAUAUUAGAAUUAGACAGGAUAUCGGAGUUUGGGACACGGUCGGAGGGUUGUUCAUUGGGCAUCGGUACGAACGGUAGAAUGUUGGGCGUUCGCUAACGUUAUUGUGUGAAUUUUUCAUUGAUUAGGGCAUAUCCCCUUAACUUGCAGUUGUUCUUGGGUAGCUAGAGAGCAAGGGAGGAUGCAGCUUCGCAUGUCAUAGCCGAUCAGACCCAGAAUAUAGAGCAUAGAUGGUACAGGAUAAUGUACAUACCUAUUCUGCCUUAUCAUAGUUAUCCCAGC
This is a messenger RNA of Annulohypoxylon maeteangense, 2144 nucleotides long. Its product is annotated as mitochondrial chaperone BCS1. The transcript has a single exon. Gene Ontology annotation, biological process: mitochondrial respiratory chain complex III assembly; protein insertion into mitochondrial inner membrane from matrix. The coding region runs from base 276 to 1796 and encodes 506 amino acids. Gene Ontology annotation, cellular component: mitochondrial inner membrane. The record is from RefSeq and is a predicted model, not a curated record. NCBI's taxonomy places the organism in Eukaryota, Fungi, Ascomycota, Sordariomycetes, Xylariales, Hypoxylaceae. Gene Ontology annotation, molecular function: ATP hydrolysis activity; ATP binding.